AUGCUUCGUUCCUUCCGUUACCUCACUGACCACGCUGGCUUCUGCGGUACCAUCAAAAACUCACCCGGUGACUUCGUAGUGACAGAAAUCGAGGUGCCGGAACACCUCCUUCGCGGUGCCCGGGCUGCAGCGCUUCAGGAAGACCUCGAGGCGCGGCUGGAACACAGCAGCCAGUGCCUGGAGCAACCCAAAAAGCUGAGAAGGGAGCUGCCGGCACCCUGUGCCGAGGGCUGUCAGGGUGGUGCGCCCAGGCCUUCGGAGCGCAGCCCCAACCAGGCCGGAGCCGGCUGUUCUGCAUCCCCGAACACACACCAGCAUGAGGGCGAACCUGGACUGAAAUCUGGCCGCGAGGAAGCUGAUGUAUUGGAUUCCUUCCUAGGCAAACCCAUGAGCGAGCUGCUCAAUAAAUUUGCUUCUGAUCUGAAGGAUGUGUGGGGCUUGGAAAAUAAUGCCGACGCGGGCGCUAGGGAGUUCUCACUGGGUCCUGUACUGGACAAGAAAAAUCGAGCAGAGUUACACAGUGCUGUUAGGCAGAAAUUCCCCUUUCUAGUCACUGUUACAAAAGACAAUGAAAUGAUUGUAAAAGGAAAUGCUGAUUACAGAGAACUUUGUCAGUUAGUGACUGAAAAGGAAACAAGCGAUUUCUUUAAAUUCUUAGAUGCGAAGGUAGAAAAUUCUACCUUUUCUUUCGAGCCUGAUGGAAACAAAGAGCACAGAAAAGUAGUUCACCACUUCAUCAAUCGAAAGUUUGGAAAAGUUUUAGAAACAAAGUCUUUUACUGUGACAGAUGUCAACAACCAGCCAAAUAUGUCAAUAAUGGUACGAUUUCGAGAAAGAAGUUGGUCCAGAAAAAGGUCUGCUGGUGGUUUCAAGGAAAAACAAGAUCUUUAUACAG
Eurypyga helias (sunbittern) is the source of this 895-nucleotide messenger RNA. Its product is annotated as pseudouridylate synthase 7 homolog-like protein. The annotation marks the transcript as partial. Gene Ontology annotation, biological process: pseudouridine synthesis. The record is from RefSeq and is a predicted model, not a curated record. Gene Ontology annotation, molecular function: pseudouridine synthase activity; RNA binding. The transcript has a single exon. Lineage: Eukaryota; Metazoa; Chordata; Aves; Eurypygiformes; Eurypygidae.